AUGGCUCCUCCGCCGCCCCCUCCACCGCCAUUAUGCUUCCCUCUAUUCCGUGGCAAGUCUCGCCGUCGAUUAACCUUUUCAGAGAAGUCUGCUGUCGAAUCCUUCGACUCACAGCGGUCGAGUAUACAGCGACUUGACCGCGCCAACUCAUACUCGCCAACUGCCACGGUCACUUCACACGCUGAUGCGGCGGAAAAACUCACUUUCUCGACCGACACCCAGUCAUACGACUCCGCUCGCAACCAUCGCACUGAUGCCAUCGAAGUCAAGCCUGUUUUGCGUCGGAAGUCGACCAAAGGCAGGUCUUAUAGUAUGUCGACACCUGUUACUCCGCCCAAGAAGAGCCUUUGGGGAUAUGGCGUGGGUCUUGGGAAGAAGGAGAAGGAUCGAGAAAGAGAGUUGCAGGACACAAUUUACGAGGGAGAGGAUUCACUUGAUUUAACCCGAAAUGUUUCGCAAGAGAGUCGUCCUCCGGGCUACGAAUCUCCAGGCGCCUACAGUGACUCUCAGCGCUCGAGAGGUUCGUCAAAUAUUGAAUAUGUUAAUCCUCUCCCACCGCGGUCCGCUCCGUCUCACUCAAGGUCGAAUACCUAUAAUUCUAACCAGUCCAAGUCUACCGAUCGCUCUGCUCGCUCUGGUAGCCGUAGUGGCAGUGGCAAUGUUCCUAGACGACCACCUCUCAAUGCUUCAGAAUCAUCUGAUACCCUCGUUGGAUCUGCAUACGAACGCAAGAUAAAUGAUCUUGAUGUCAUCCCGGAACGGGUGGACACGAACGAUCGUCUCAAUGCUCUUAGGGAAUUGAUGAAGAAAGACAAUCUGGAUUAUUAUAUCGUCCCUUCGCUGGAUGCUCAUGGAUCGGAGUAUGUCGCUAUUCACGAUAAGCGCAGGGAAUGGAUCUCAGGCUUUACGGGCUCCGCCGGCGAAGGAAUUAUCUCAAAGUCCAACGCCUACCUCAUCACCGACUCUCGCUACUGGACUCAAUCUCGCUCAGAGCUUGACGAGAACUGGAUCUUAAUUCCAGCUGGCGUUGCUGACGGGCCGAGGGACUGGCUAGAGUGGCUCGUUGAUCGCGCCAACGAAUCGCGUGUCGGCAUUGAUUCACGUAUGAUCACGCACCAGAACGCGGUGAAGCUGAACCAGGCACUUCAGAAAAAGAAGUCCAAGCUGGUCUAUCCUCCUCAGAACUUAGUGGACAUCAUUUGGGCGGAAAGGCCAUCUCGCUCGCGCGAGCCGGUCUUCGUUCAACCGCUAUCAUUUACUGGGAAGGAGGCAGGUGCUAAAUUGGCUGAGCUACGAGCUUGGAUUACGGAGCAGGCCCCAUCGGUGCCGUCUUACUCGAAGGCGGAGCCGAAGCCUUCGCAGAUGCAAGUUGGAACUUUAAUAUCAUCACUUCCUAAUAUCGCGUGGUUGCUUAAUCUCCGGGGAGAUGACAUUCCAUUCAAUCCCGUUUUUCACUCGUAUCUCUUUGUUGGCUUGCAACAAGCGACCCUUUUCAUCGAACCUGCCAAGAUCAGCGAUGAAGUCAACCAGUAUCUCAAAUCCAUAGGGGUUGAUACAAAAGAGUACAACGACGUCUGGAGCUUCUUACGCCGCAAACCUUGGGGUGACGGAAAUCUCAUUAUUGCCCCAGAGACUUCACAGGCAAUUGCACUCGUACUUACAAGCUUUCGGUACACUGUCAUUCCCUCGUAUAUCGACGAAGUCAAAGCUAUCAAAAAUGAGGUUGAACUACAAGGUUUGCGACUUGCCUAUAUCCGCGAUGGUGUGGCCUUCGUGAAAUUUUUGGCGUGGCUUGAGCAAAAGUUACUUCAAGGCUACGAGAUCACCGAGUAUGAAGCUGCUUGGCGGUUGACAGAAUACAGGAGAAUGGGAAUGAACUACAUGGGUCUUGCAUAUGAGAACAUUUCGGCGAGCGGUCCCAACGCGGCUUUGCCGCAUUAUUCUCCUCGCAAGUCUACUGCCAAGGUUAUUGAUAGAAAAACCCCUUAUCUGAAUGAUUCGGGGGGACAAUAUCGGGAUGGCACUUGCGACACUGCGCGGACUGUUCACUUCGACCGCCCUAGCGAUGCUCAAUGCGAAGCAUUCACAAGAGUUCUCCAGGGCCACAUUGCUAUUGACAGCGCCAUUUUCCCCGAGGGGACAACUGGCGCUCAGUUGGAUGUUCUAGCACGCAAGGCACUCUGGCAAGAUGGGCUCAAUUACCUACAUGGAACCGGUCACGGAUUCGGAUCCUAUUUAAAUGUCCACGAAGGCCCGCAUGGGUUUUCGUCAAAUGUUCCGCUCGUGCCGGGACAUGUCAUCACAAACGAGCCUGGAUUUUACAAGGAUGGCGAGUGGGGCAUCCGACUCGAGUCUGCGCUGAUAGUGAAACGGGUUAAGACCAAAAACUCAUUUGGCGGAGAUGCCUGGCUCGGAUUCGAGCGUCUGACCUGUGUGCCUAUCCAGACAAAGAUGGUGAAGGACGUAAUGCUAUCGAAGGAAGAGCGUCAGUGGUUGCGGGCUCACAACAAAGAAUGUCUCGAUGUUCUCGAACCAUUCCUCGGUAAAGACAAGCGGGCGCUCAAGUGGCUCCGCAGGGAGGCCGAGCGUGGUAUUGGCCUCGCCAAGGCUGGUCCCGGAGGGCUCGCUAUCGACUGGGCUUGA
Fibroporia radiculosa is the source of this 2643-nucleotide messenger RNA. RefSeq lists its product as uncharacterized. The transcript is spliced from 12 exons. NCBI's taxonomy places the organism in Eukaryota, Fungi, Basidiomycota, Agaricomycetes, Polyporales, Fibroporiaceae. Gene Ontology annotation, molecular function: metalloaminopeptidase activity. The record is from RefSeq and is a predicted model, not a curated record. The coding region runs from base 1 to 2643 and encodes 880 amino acids.